AUUGGUUGGACCGUCUCACGUGGACGACGUCACUCUGUUGUUUUUGGGUGCGCGCGGCCUUCAGCGAGAACUACACGGAUAAAUGAUGGUUAUAUUAUGGAAAAUUAUUCAUUUCACCACCAUAACUGGCUUUUCCUUUUGUUUCCUUAACGACGUGGCUCCGGAGGACAACCCCGACAUACCAGCCAUCGCCAAAUAUUUCAGCACGAAGGGGAGGUACGAGGAAGUGAAUCCGUAUCUCAUAGAGGACAUUCUGGCUGUAAACAGAUCUAUUUUGCAGCCCCCGUCUGCGCAAUGUCGGGAAAUCCAUCUGACUGCAAUUAUAAGACACGGCACAAGAUAUCCGACCACUAAAAACGUCAAGAAGAUGCAGAAGCUUUACGACCUGUUGAAGAGCCUUCCCCCUGCAAAAGAGAGCUGGCUGCGCGAGCUCCAGACCCAGUGGACCAUGUGGUACACCGAUGACAUGGACGGACGGCUCGUCCAGAAAGGUGUGAACGAUCACAAGCAUCUGGCCGUCAGGCUGUCAAAGCUGUUCCCUUCACUGAUCUCCGAGGAGCACCUUCGAGGUGGACGCAUCAAAUUCAUAACCAGCUCCAAGCACAGAUGUGUCAACAGCACACUCUCAUUCAAGGCAGGACUGACAGAGCUGUGGGCUAUUGAAGACAUGGAGUUUGAUCACACUGUGAAUGAUGCUCUGAUGAGGUUUUUUGACCAGUGCACCAGGUUUGUGCAGGAAGUCGACAACAACCCGUCAGCUGCACCGGAGCUGGACAAGUUCAAGCAGGGUCCAGAGAUGAGGAGGGUCCAGGAGAAGAUCGCAGACCGCCUCGGAGUCCCAUACAGUCUCAUCACAGCUGAUAUGGCCGAAGCUGCGUUUUACUUGUGCGCUUACGAGCUUGCCAUCAAGACUGUGAACUCCCCGUGGUGCAAGUUCUUCCAUGAGGUUGAUGCACAGGUUAUCGAGUAUUCAAGUGACCUGAAGCACUUCUGGAAAAGAGGCUACGGUUACGAUAUCAACAGCAAAUCGAGCUGCAUUCUUUUCCACGAUGUGUUCAGUCGUCUGGACAAAGCAAUCAACGAGAACAAGUCAGACCAGCAGGUGACUGAAGCUGUGACGAUCCAGGUCGGCCACGCAGAGACCCUCCUGCCCCUGCUCACCCUGCUGGGCUUCUUCAAGGACAACGACGCCCUGAAAUCUGACAACUACGCCGCGCAGACUGAGCGCUCCUUCCGCACCAGCCUCAUGUUGCCCUACGCAGCUAACUUAGUCUUGGCGCUGUACGACUGCGGGGGAGGCGACCUUAGACUGCAGCCACUGCUCAACGAGAAGCCCGUGUCUUUCCCCGGCCUUUCGACCGAUCAGCCGGCGUCCAUGCCGUCCUAUCAAGAAGUCAGAGAGCGGUACAGGGAGCUGCUCCAAGGCUGUGACUUUGAAUCUGAAUGUCAGCUGUUCAAGGAGCCCGCUGGAGUUUAGGUGGACAGGGUAGAUUCUGGUUUUAUUUGCGAAGUGGAGUGUUUAUAAUAGGGAUGACUUCAUCUGGUUGCCUUUCCCACACAAACCGUGAACUUUCCAAUGUUUAACCUGACGAUUUAUGUGAAUGGAGCCUCAGAGAGGUAUUUUUAAUCAUUUUGUCUUACACUUGGAAAAAAAAUUAAAUUCCAGAAAUGCCCUGCGAUCCUGUAGUCUAGGAAAUGAGUUUCAAGUUCCUCCAUACCCUUACAGUAUUACCCAUGCUAUGAUGUUACUCAUUCUACUCAAUAUUAUUGUAAUAUAAUAUUAUUCUCUUUUACAAGCUUUUGUUGCUUCACAACAGUAUUGAACUUAUUUAUACAGUACGUAUGUUAUAUCCGCUGCUGCCUGAACAUAUCCUUGAAUAAAGGGUGCUGCUAUUUGUGACUGCUUUAA
Molecule: messenger RNA, 1909 nt
Organism: Mugil cephalus (flathead mullet)
Lineage: Eukaryota; Metazoa; Chordata; Actinopteri; Mugiliformes; Mugilidae
Product: multiple inositol polyphosphate phosphatase 1-like
Exons: 5
Coding region: 83-1477 (464 amino acids)
Molecular function (GO): inositol phosphate phosphatase activity; acid phosphatase activity
Source: RefSeq, a predicted model, not a curated record